AUGUGCCGGAUCUGCUUGCUGGAGGGGCCCGGAGAGGACGAUCCUCUCAUUGCGCCGUGUCAGUGCAAGGGCUCUAUCGAGUAUGUCCACCUGGGAUGCCUCCGGCACUGGAUUCGGGGGCGUCUGAAUCUCUCAGACCGACCGUUGGGCUCGUAUUUCUACAGGCCCUUGACUUGUGAGCUUUGCAAGUCAGUAUAUCCAACAUACAUCCACACCAGCAGCGGCCAAGAGAGAUCGCCGUUGGUUGAAGUGCCAUUUACGCAGCCGCCUUUCAUAGUUCUGGAGAACAUGGUGCGGGAUUCCCAGCAGCAUACAUCCAGAGGUCUGCACGUGAUAUCACUUGCGGAGAAGGAGCUUAAGCUUGGCCGCGGGCACGAGAGCGAUGUGCGCAUUGCGGAUGUCUCGAUCUCUCGCACUCAUGCAACAAUUCGAUUCAGCAAGGGCCACUUCCUCUUGCAAGACAGCUCGUCGAAGUUCGGCACACUGGUCGCCAUGAAAAAGCCCCGGGUGCUGGAGCCAGGCGUUAACAUUUCCAUUCAGAUGGGCCGGACGGUUCUGACACUGUGUGCGCAGCACGAUCCGAACCAGUCAAACUCGGCAUCUUCUUUGAACCAGCUGCCCGUCGGGGGCAGUGCUCAGGACGAGCGAGCCCUGCGGCUGUCCCUGCUGACCCGCGGACAGAGUGAGGGUGGUCAGUCCGGAGGACAGACGGCUCAGAGUGAGGAGCUUCCCGAAGAGUGA
This is a messenger RNA of Symbiodinium sp. CCMP2592, 741 nucleotides long. Lineage: Eukaryota; Dinophyceae; Suessiales; Symbiodiniaceae. The record is from the annotation of a GenBank genome assembly.